This is a messenger RNA of Catharus ustulatus (Swainson's thrush), 4201 nucleotides long. RefSeq names its product cytochrome c oxidase assembly protein COX20, mitochondrial. The coding region runs from base 78 to 431 and encodes 117 amino acids. The record is from RefSeq and is a predicted model, not a curated record. NCBI's taxonomy places the organism in Eukaryota, Metazoa, Chordata, Aves, Passeriformes, Turdidae. Gene Ontology annotation, biological process: mitochondrial respiratory chain complex IV assembly. The transcript is spliced from 4 exons. Gene Ontology annotation, cellular component: mitochondrial inner membrane; mitochondrion.
CCUCCCCUCGCCGCAGCCGCUCUGUGCGCGGGCGCAGCCCCGGCUCGCUGGUGCGGGCGGGAAGGCGCUGCCGCAGCAUGGCGGGCGAGGGCGACUCUGAGCCGGGGAAGACUUUUAAACUCCUGGGAUUUCUCGAUGUUAAAAAUGUCCCAUGUGCACGAGAAUCAGUGCUCUAUGGCUCCCUGGGGUCUUUAGUUACGGGUCUUGGACAUUUUUUAGCAACUAGUAGAGUUAGAAGAUCUUGUGAUGUUGCAGUUGGUGGCUUUAUUUGCACAAUGUUAGGAUACUGGUUUUACUGCAGGUACAACUUAGCCCAGCAAAGGAUCCGGCAAAGAAUGAUUCAAGAAGGAAUGAAAAACAGAAUUUUAUAUGAAGGCAGUUAUCUUGAUCCAGAAAAGGAACAAACUGGCAGUGAAAGAAGCGAUUCAUAGGUUCUCUGGAGCAGUUGUGGUUUAAUACAUCACUGGGAAAAGGUGGUCCAAAAGAAAGUUAGUCUACACUGCAAGCUUGUGACAUGUCUAAAAUUGGUAAAUCAUGGUUUUCCUAGCAAAUCUGGGCAGGAAAUUCAUAGUGAAUCUGUUAAGUCUGUACAAGCCUUGCUUUGUUUCAUGUAUGUAUGUAUGUACGUAUGUGACUGCACACAUUUGGAAUGAUGUGCUGUUAAACAUCUGGGAGCUGAUGUGUUCUCUUGCAGGGUCUCAGAGGAUUAAUGACAGUGAUUUGGGACUGCUUUAACUUCCAUUAUAAACAGAGUGUGGUUUGUUUUAGCAAAGUUGUAAUUACAUUUCAUUUAAAUACAGGAAAAUAUUUCCAUCACCUGUUGAGUUAAUGUAUCCUUCAGUGCUAUGAUUAACAGUGCUGUUUUUAAAACAGGAAUAUUUAAGCAGUAUAGGAGGAGGCUUUGCUUGUGCAAGACGGGUGAUAGCAGCAGCCUUUGUAAGAUUUCAUCUGCAGGAUAACCAGAUAGCUUACAUACACUGUGAAGCUGAAGGAUUUCCAUCUUUGUUCUGUUUGAAACUAUGAAUAAAAUCACACUUUAGAGCAGCCUAAACUAUGUAAGUAAUUUUUUACUUCAUUAAAGAUCUUGCUACUUAAGACACUUCUGUACUACUUGUGGAAUAAUAAUCUACAUCAUUUGCAAGUAGUGAUUUUUUUCUUUCAUUUUUUUUUCUUUAAAGGCAUGUUCUACUUAACUGCUGCACUGUACAUUUUUCAGUUAAAAGAAAUAUCACAUAUCACAUGAAAUAAUUUCAAGGAAACCAUCUUAUUUGGAAAUACAGUGUUAGGUUUAAUAGCAUAUUGAUAAAAAGAUGAGUGAUGACUUUGUACUCCUUGCUUGCUUCUGUCUGCACAAGCCACACAAUGUUUUUAGGUUUUUAUAUAAUGAUUUAUGGUCUAUUAUGCUGUAAACACUUUCUGGUCUAAAGGCAUUUCACCAAGCAAAAAUAGUUUUUUUCCCCCACACUGUACUUAGUCUGAGAGAGUUUGUGAUCUGUUGUUAACUCACAUUAGUGCUGAGAGGUUUGGGAAUCCAGAUGUAAACAGCAGUAUUGCUCCACUUAUUUAUUUGGAAAUAUACAUGAGAGCACUAAACAAACAUGCUGUUUACUCUGAGAAAAUUAAACUUCUACCCUCUAUGGAUUGGCCUCUUAUAAGAUGAAAACAAUAUAUACUAUAUACUCUAAUUCCUUUUUGCCCCUCAUGUUUCUUCUGGAGGAAACAAAGAUAAAUUCUACUGAGGACAUUGAUUUCAAUAUUUUUAUAAAAAGUCUUCAGAAGAACUAACGCAAUGAAACACUUCCUGUCCUCACUGCAAAAUCCAAACUGAGAAGUUAAUUGGUAGCUAAUUCAGAAGAGAAAAAUGUUUCCCCAGGUUCUGUAUGGGAUUGGGGGGCCAAGGGGAUGGGAGGCUCCUUCUCCUUGGGAUGGGAGCUGUUGCUUCAUAAAGCCCUUGGAGCAGCAGUGGGAAACUGAGCGAGCCAUGAAGCUGGUCUUAACAAGCUCCUGUUUUAAUACAUGGUUGAGUUCUUUCCUAGCUGACCUAAGAAAAGAAAGUGCAACCUAAGCAGGGGGUCUUUUGGCUGCGAGGUCAGAGGUCAGCUGGGGGCUUUAGGCAACAAAAGCACUGGGAUGAAAAUUUACUCUUUGGCAAAGAGCAGUUGUGGAGAAAGAAUAGUGUUUUGUGCUGAUAGGAAAGAAGUUAGCAUGUGCAUAAUGGCAUCCUUCAAAACACAUAAAUACUGUGACUGGUGAGAAAAUAAAGCAACAUUAUGAUAUUGUGUAAGUCAAAAAAAAAAUGGGGAAAAUUGCAGCAUUAAAUCCUCUGUGGUGUUAAUUUGUGUUGGUAUAUGUUACUGCAUUUAAGCAUAGUAGCCCAAUAGCAGCUUAACUACAGUUGUAGCAAUAACUAUGAAAUGCUAGAUGUAUCUGCAUUGCAUAGAAAACCCACCUAAUCCUUCUGCUUCACUGUGCAGAGUGUAAAAUGAGCGUGCCAGAUGUUCACAGAACAACUAGGGAAGAGGCAAUGUGCAGGAAGCCUGGCCAGCACACUGGAGCUUCAGUGUUUACUAAAACUUUAAGUGGAAUUAACCAAAAGUCGAGGCCUUUGCCUAAUACGGCAGGGAUAUAAGGCAAGGAAGCUGACUCAGUUGGCGUGAAAGGGGGGGGCCUGCAACAGCAGAGGGAAGAAUGCUCAUGGUCAAACAUGCAGGGGAAAAAGUCUGGCAUAAUUGCUUGAAGUGCUGGCUCCAGCUGCUUUUGUGCCAGCUAUGGAGAGUUAAUUGAAAGUGACUGAUGGGUUAUCCCAAUUAAAGAGUGAGAGACAGGAUAAAACAAAAAAUUUCAAAGCUAUUAGUUGUCAUAAAUUAGGUUACAUUGACAAGAAAACAAAAAAUUCUGUUACUUAAGUAAUUCUGAACCAUUUUAAAACAAUGACAUAACUAUUUUUUUAAAUCAGUGAGUUGUAUCCCUAUUUAUCCGUUACUGCUAAGUUCAUAAAUCUUAAGUCAUGGGUGGAAAUACACCUCUGUAUUUUAUUAUUGGACUUGAAAUGUAAAAGUAUUGCAGCUAAUGACAGAUGAUAACGUUUGCUUUGCUUUGCCUAAAUUAAAACUUACCAGACAGUUACUAGGAAGGAAAAGAAAUAGUAAUUUUGAAUAUGUUUGGUUUUUAGCCCCCUCAGAAUAAACCAUAAAAAGGGAGAGAAUGAAGUAUAUCAACUUGAAACUGUAAGUUGCUAAAACCCUAUUUAUUUUACCAACAGUUAUGUUAGUUGGUCACUGAAUGGUGACUGACAAGCAGUUAGUUUUUAUCCGUGAAGUAAGUGAAAUCUUUCCUUACAGCAACUUAAACCACCAGCAAAAUAAAGAGAUGGGUUUAUGGCCCCAUUGCUCCUCCACACCUUUCUCUUCCUGUUCCCUUGCAGUAGCGAUACUCUGGGAAAAGGCGUUUGCAGCCUCCUCCAGCAGGAGCGCACACUUGGGACUCUGGCAGCAGCCAGAGGCCGCUUGUGCAAGGUGUGUCCUCCAGGUCCUUCGGGAAGGGAAGUUGCUGUGGAGGCACCAGGCUGAAACGUGGAGAUCUCUAAGGUUAAUUGCCAGCUCCAUUCCCAGAGCUGCCUGUGAUCAGGUGGCCUCUGCUCUCCGGUGCCUCUCACAGGAGCAAAUGCCCUUCUUCAGCCACUGACAGAUGCAGCAUGCUCAAAACCCGGGAACUUUUCUGAAGGUGAUAGCAGAGGCAAUUAUAGCUGCCAUCCCAAACUUGUUGUUUACCUCUUCUCCCAAGCAGAGAUUUUGGGAGAUGUUGGCCCUCGCUACAUUUUGCAGGCUUCCAGACUUUGUGUCACCGCCCACCCCAAGUCCUCAGGUGCUGCAAAGGAAAGGCCAUCUCCUGUCACUGAGCCUGGCUUUUGGGAGGAUUUUUUAAUUUGGGUCUGCAGGAAGUGCGUUUGUUAUUUCUGGUAUAAGCAAUCCAGGUAACAAUGAAGUUCUGUGUGAAUUCAGCUGUAAUGAGCUCCCAAGCAAAAUAUUUUCUCCAGCUUAGUAGACUAAUUCCCUUUUUUCUCUUGUUCCUAUCCAGACAUUUAGCUCAAGAGCUCAGGGUUACCCAUGAAAAUUGUUUGCUUGCUCCAUUUAACUAUUAAAACAAAUAUGUUGUUCUUGCCUUGGAAAACUGAUCAAAACAAAGUUUUACAGUAUAUUCA